Molecule: messenger RNA, 1740 nt
Organism: Diaporthe batatas
Lineage: Eukaryota; Fungi; Ascomycota; Sordariomycetes; Diaporthales; Diaporthaceae
Exons: 6
Coding region: 1-1740 (579 amino acids)
Source: RefSeq, a predicted model, not a curated record
AUGGUUGGCGAAUUUGAUAAUUACUGGUGGGAGGACGACAACGUUACAACACUCUGUGGCGGGACUUGUCAACAGGACGCGUCCACCUGGAUUGACAGCAUCACCAAUGACUGCUACGAUCAGUAUCUUACUGCGUACGGCAAACUCGUUCCUGCGUACUCCAUAGCUGAUCGCUUCAUUGAUGGACUCAACGUUGCAUGCCUUGCUUCUGAUUCGGACACCCAUCAGUGGUGUCUAACAGAGUCACAAGAAUGGGUCGGAUCCGACAUCGUGAGGGCCGACUGUGCUGUAAAUCCGACAGAUCCCACUUGCAGCGGGAACUCGUCGUCGAUCCCAACUGAAAACGUCCGUAUGGCAAACUUAUACGAUGACGACACAUUGUGCAAUCCUUGCUUUAUCUGGAUGCUCUACAACCGCGUCACUUCGAGCUUCUUGACCGAGGCGGACUACUCAGACUACCUCGUCGAUCAGCUCCAGGAUAUCGAGGAUAUAUGUACCACCAAGCUUCCGGAAUUCACGAUCCGUGCCGUGCCCGAAUACGAUGCAGCACCCCCCCUGACCUCGGCCAACGUGGGCGACUCGAGCACUGCCACGACCACAACCUCCCCUGCAGCCACCACCUGUCCCGGACAGACGGUUUCAAGCGGCUCUGGCUGCGACUCCCUCUCAAACCAGUACGGUGUGACCACUGGGGAACUGAAGGCCAAGACAGGCAGCGAUACUUGCGUUGUGGGUGCCAGUACAUGCCUGCGCGCUGCUUGCAAAUUGCAGCAGGUCGCGAGUGGUCAAACCUGUGACACGCUUGCAGCCUCACUGAAGGUAACAACCGUUCAGUUCCUCAGCUGGAACAAGAAUAUCAUGGGCCUCUGUGAUGAUCUCACAGCAGGACAGUAUAUAUGCAUCACUGCCCCAGGAACCACAGGAUCGUUCGUGCUACCUCCCCCGCCACUGGGCACAGAUGCAGACGCCGGCAACCAGCAACGAGGGGGCCAAGGGGGAAUCGUCACCCCGACAUCAACGGCAACGACAACAGGCAACUCAGCCUCGGAAGGAGCCGGCGCCCCAUCUCCCACGCAAGACGGCCUGGUGAGCGGGUGCAACAACUUCGCGAUGGCCAAGGCCGGUGACACCUGCUUCGACUUCGCCGGCGCGCACGGCAUAAGCACCGGGCAGUUCUACGCGUGGAACCCCGUGCUCGGCCUCAACGGUGCCAACUGCACCACCAACUUCUGGGCCAGCGAGUACUACUGCAUCGGGGUCAAGGCCGCCCCGACGAGCACGGCGCCGGCCACGGCGCCCGGGCCGACGCAGUCUGGCAUCGUCAGCAACUGUAACAAGUUUGCGCAGGCGGUGUCCGAGGAUACGUGCGAUGUCUUCGCGUCGCGCAACAAGAUCACCGAUGCGCAGCUGUACGCCUGGAAUGCGGUGCUGGGCACCUCUGGGCAGAACUGCCAGACUUCGCUCUGGGCCCAGGAGUGGUACUGCGUUGGCAUCGCCCCGCCCCCUGCUCCUACGACGCCCGUGCCGGCUCCUGGUCCGACGCAGACUGGCAUCACAGCCAGUUGCAACAAGUACGCUAUGGCAGUGGAUGGGGAUAGCUGCGAUGUGUUUGCGUCUCUGAAUGCCAUUUCGAACGCCAAUCUGUAUGCGUGGAACACUGUCUUGGGGGCCAACGGGGCAAAUUGUGCGACGAGUCUCUGGGCCCAGGAGUACUACUGCGUAGGCAUCGUAUCGAGCUAG